This is a messenger RNA of Otolemur garnettii (small-eared galago), 1948 nucleotides long. RefSeq names its product yippee like 3 (gene YPEL3). NCBI's taxonomy places the organism in Eukaryota, Metazoa, Chordata, Mammalia, Primates, Galagidae. The record is from RefSeq and is a predicted model, not a curated record. The coding region runs from base 651 to 1196 and encodes 181 amino acids. The transcript is spliced from 4 exons.
GGUCUCGGUGUAAACAAGUCGAGGCGGCUGCGAACCCGGGCCGGGGGGGACGGCGCCCACCAGGAGCGCCCCCCACUCCCAGGCCAGGCCACCCCGGCAGACCGGGCCCACGCGCGCCCAGGCGAGGUGAGGCCCACACAGACAAGGCUGCGCGCCGUUCCGCGCCCCCGCCCGGCCUGCGAGGACUGCCCCUUUCCCUGGCUCCCGCCCCCACCCCCGCGCCCCAGGUGAGCCCCGGGGUCUCAGGUAAGGUUCUGCGAUGCAGGUAAGAUGUUCUCGGCGUAGAUAAGGCCUUAGCACCCUCAGGUAUGAGCCCCUCCCCUCCUAGGUUAUCCUCCACCUUCAGCAAGGCCUUUUGCUUCCUCCAGGUGAGGGAUCCUCUCCCAGAUGAACUCUCUGCACCUUAAGUGAAACCCCAGUCCCAGUCCAAACGAGGUGCUAAAGACCAACCAAUUCCUAAUCCCCACCUCCAUGCUUCUCCUAAACUGGGAACUGACAGCCCAUCUAUUCUAACGCCCCUUCCUCCAGCUUCAGCUGCCAGGUCAGCAGGGGUGAGGCUGGAAGCAGGUGGAUGACUCACCUUGGGCUCCUCCUAGCCUCAGUUUCCCCACUGAUGCAACCUGGGGCCUCCUCACUAAGUCAAAACUGAAAUGACUCAAGUCCCUGGAGAGGCUCCUGGCUCUGGGGAAAGUAGUGAGCAGCCAAGUGUGACAGAGAGAGUCCCCAUGGCUCUAGGAGUGCCUGUGUGUGUGUGUGUGGUCCAGGUCCUCACAGAUCACUUACUCUCUCCUUGGCAGGCACUGGGCUCCCUCUGCUCCCCUUGGGCUGCUCCUCGCGUGGGGCCACUGCCCCCGGCCCCCGCCAUGGUGCGGAUUUCAAAGCCCAAGACGUUUCAGGCCUACUUGGAUGAUUGUCACCGAAGGUAUAGCUGUGCCCACUGCCGUGCUCACCUGGCCAACCACGACGACCUCAUCUCCAAGUCCUUCCAGGGCAGUCAGGGGCGUGCCUACCUCUUCAAUUCUGUGGUGAACGUGGGCUGCGGGCCAGCCGAGGAGCGGGUGCUGCUGACAGGCCUCCAUGCUGUCGCUGACAUCCACUGCGAGAACUGCAAGACCACUUUGGGCUGGAAAUAUGUAGAAUCCAUUACUAUUUCCACAUUACAGAAGAUGACAGGGACACCCAGAGAUGCUAGGUAACUUGCCCAAGAUCACAUAACUGGUAAGUAACAGAAUAGGGAAUAGAAUCCUAGUUGAUUUUUUGUUCUUUACUCUGACCCCUUGGCUACCAGCUUAUGUUAUCAUUCACACAAUCAGAAAAGUUGCCCAUGACUCCACAGCAAACUGGAGCUUGAGUUCACAGGCCUCCUUUUCCCCUGCCCUCAACUACUGCUGCUGUCCAGGGUCUAAUUUCACUACUGUCUUAUUUCCUUAUCUGGCAGUGGAAAAUAAAGCCACUACCUGGCACCCAAGAUUAUUGCAGGGAUCAGAUUAGAUGUAGCAAAGAAGAUGCUCUUGGGAAACUGCAAGGGACAGGAUUCUUUAGGCAUCACUUGGAGCUGUGGUACCUCUGUGAGGUGGAUGGAUAGAGGCAGAUAGACAGCCCUGACCCGAGUUUACCCCUGACCUAGCCAUAGAUUUGCUAUGUGUCUUUGGUGGCGUGGUCUCUCUAGACAUCUGUAAAAUAAAGAGGUGGCCUAGUCCAGGGGUCAAAAACUCAGGUGCCUGCAAGGCCAACCAGAUACCAUGGAUUUGAAAAAGGGGGAGCAUAGGUUGGGGGUGGUGAAGGGAGCAGGAUGGGGCCAAUUGAAUGAGCAUGGCCUGUCUAUAUUUUAAGGUUAUUUUUAUUAAACUCUCUGUUGUCCAAAUAAAACACAUAUAUAGGCCAAAAUGGUCCUCAGAUUACCAGUCUGCAACCCCUAGACUAUGAAAUUUAUGAUUAUUUUUUCGAG